Molecule: messenger RNA, 3999 nt
Organism: Fonsecaea pedrosoi CBS 271.37
Lineage: Eukaryota; Fungi; Ascomycota; Eurotiomycetes; Chaetothyriales; Herpotrichiellaceae
Exons: 7
Coding region: 1-3999 (1332 amino acids)
Biological process (GO): intracellular calcium ion homeostasis
Cellular component (GO): membrane
Molecular function (GO): ATP binding; ATPase-coupled monoatomic cation transmembrane transporter activity; ATP hydrolysis activity
Source: RefSeq, a predicted model, not a curated record
AUGGACAGCAGCUCCCAACAUGAGGGCGCACCUCGACGCCCCUCCAGGAGGAGCUCGAGUGCUGGAAGAAUGCACAGAAGAGAUUCGAACUUGAGCACUGCAAGUAUCGUCAGCGAUGUGGAGAUGUCGACCACUGAUGUGUUUUCGGGGCCCAUAUCGGAAUCUGUACCCUCUUCCGUGACGGGAUUUGCGUAUAGGCUACCUCGAAGGCGAGCUGGGUCGAUCAGUUCGUUCACGUACUUCACAGAGCAAGACCAAGAAUCGCCGAACGUUUUCUCGGACGAAGAAGCUGUCGAAAGCGACGAAGAGCAGGGCCACAUACCCGAUGAGGACCGAGACUUGGAGGCUGGCCUCGAGUCCGAUACCGCCCGCCGCAAGAGUUCAGGCAGAUAUCGGACAUCGGCAGACCAGCCUCUCCUUUAUAGGCACGAUUCGGCGAGGAGUGACACCCAGAAACACGAGGAUGGCGGCAACUUCAGUCAAAAACUAUACAUUGAAAAUGAGGACCUAACCAUGGCCAUUGCUGGGUUUAUGACGUCCACUAUCGGCUAUCUGGCCUAUCUGGCGAUCUGUGUCUUCACCGCGGGCAUUGGAUAUCUGGUCUUUCGCUGGGUGCCUAGGUGGCGCAUAUCUCUCGUUGGAUCUCCAGCACCCCUCAGAAAGUGCUCUUGGGUUGUCGUAGAGAAUCAAUGGGGUGAAUUUACCGUUCAUUAUGUGGUUUCCGAGGACUAUGGCCAUCCCAUGUCGACCGUUUUCACACGCUCCGGCAAGGAAAAGCUCAAUGGAUAUCGAUACGACAACGACGCGGAGUUGCGGCACCUGCGGUAUCUUGACUACAGGUACAUGAGGCUUCUAUAUUACCCGGUUGAGGAUAAAUUCGUCUUGAACAACGACUGGUGGGAUCCGCAAUGGGUGUCUGUCAAAGCUCUUCGGGAGGGCCUUGACACUGAGGAAAGAGACCCAAGAGACCAAGUCUUUGGCAAGAAUAUGAUUGAAAUUCAACAAAAGACCAUCCCAGAGUUACUGCUCGACGAGGCUUUUCACCCCUUUUACAUCUUUCAGGUCGCCAGCCUCAUUCUCUGGUCAAUGGACGAGUACUACUACUAUGCUGCGGCAAUAUUCCUUAUUUCGGUCUUCUCCAUCACUACCACGGUUGUCGAGACUCGUUCGACAAUGCGACGACUGAGGGAAAUUUCGCGCUUUGAGUGCGACGUUCGUGUGCUCCGUAACGGCUUCUGGCGUUCUGCGCUUUCUAGUGAUCUUGUCCCAGGGGACGUGUAUGAGGUCUCUGACCCGUCUCUUGCACAGCUUCCUUGUGACAGUCUGCUCCUUGCAGGCGAUUGUAUCAUCAACGAAAGCAUGCUCACCGGCGAAUCUAUCCCCGUAUCAAAAAUUCCUAUCACCGACGAGGCACUGCCGUACAUUGAUCUUGGUGCAACAUCAAUCCAUCCGAGUGUAGCUCGUCACUUCCUAUUCUGCGGCACGAAGAUCAUUCGUGCCAGACGCCCGCAAGAUACUGAGGACGACGAAGCCGUUGCUCUUGCUAUGGUGGUUCGUACUGGAUUCAACACAACCAAAGGUGCCCUUGUGCGGUCCAUGCUCUUCCCUAAGCCAUCAGGCUUCAAGUUCUACCGUGAUUCAUUCCGGUACAUUUCGGUGAUGGGCAUGAUCGCCGCGGUCGGAUUCAUUGCUUCAUUCAUCAAUUUUGUCAAGCUCGGUCUCGCUUGGCACUUGAUCAUUGUCAGAGCAUUGGAUCUCAUCACGAUCGUGGUGCCUCCCGCUCUACCAGCCACUCUGACGAUCGGAACAAACUUUGCGCUGGCACGCCUCAGAAAACAACAGAUCUUCUGCAUCAGUCCACAGAGAGUCAAUGUUGCCGGCAAACUGGAUGUUGUCUGUUUCGACAAGACUGGGACACUGACCGAAGACGGCCUCGAUGUACUUGGUGUCCGGCUUGUACAACAUCCGGAAAUCCGCUUCGGCGACAUUCUGGAGGGGGCACGUGAACUUCUUCCUCCAGCGUCCUACGACCGUGAUCCGACGGUCGACUACCGGGUGAAUAAAAACAUGCUCUACUCAAUGGCUACUUGUCACUCCCUUCGAAUGGUCGACGACGAACUGAUUGGCGACCCUCUUGAUCUCAAAAUGUUUCAAUUUACAGAGUGGUCAUUCGAGGAGGGUUCUCGUAACACGAGCCAUUUUAUCGAAGCUGGAACCCAUCAAACAGCACCCAGUGUGGCACGUCCUCCACAUGGAUUCGAGUAUGAUUUGGAAGAUUCUCAGGACAACGAGAACCCGGUGCGGGUGGAACUGGGCAUCUUGCGUUCUUUCGAAUUCGCCUCGCAUUUGCGACGAGCCAGUGUCAUCGUGCGGCAGCACUGUGACCCGGGAGUCAAUAUCUACGUCAAAGGUGCACCAGAGGUCAUGAAGGAUAUCUGCACAGCAUCGAGCAUUCCUGACGACUUUGACGACCUGCUCAACUACUACACCCACAAAGGUUUCCGAGUCAUUGCCUGCGCCUCGAAAUAUAUUUCGAGAAUGAGCUGGGACGAUGUUCAGAGCAUGGAACGGUCUGAAGCUGAGUCGCGUCUUUCACUGAUCGGCUUCAUCAUUUUCGAAAACAAACUCAAGGAAAUCACCACCGAGAUCAUCGAAGAACUGAACGAGGCCAAGAUCCGCAAUGUCAUGUGUACAGGAGACAACAUCCUCACAGCUAUUAGCGUGGCGAGAGAGUGCGGCAUUAUUGAUCGCAAUGCACACUGCUUCGUUCCUCAUUUCGUCGAGGGAGACAAGAUGGACGCUAGAGCACGCAUUUGCUGGGAAAGCGUUGACAAUCAAAUCUAUCAACUUGAUGAAAACACUUUGCUACCUCAGCCAUUACCAGUCGAGGACGACAAUGCGGCUCCAUAUGAUGCAAUCGCCAUUGGCGAUUAUACCCUGGCGGUCACUGGCGAUGCUUUCCGCUGGAUCAUUGAUUUUGCAUCCACAGAAGUAUUACAGCGGAUGCUCGUCAAAGGCGCAGUCUUCGCUCGGAUGUCUCCCGACGAGAAGCACGAGCUUGUUGAAAAGCUCCAAAGCAUUGACUACUGCUGUGGAUUCUGUGGUGAUGGCGCGAAUGACUGUGGCGCGCUCAAGGCUGCAGACGUUGGCGUCUCACUUUCGGAAGCUGAAGCUUCUGUCGCUGCGCCGUUCACCAGCCAUAUUUUUGAUAUUUCCUGCGUGCCUGCUCUGAUCAAGGAAGGCCGUGCCGCUUUGGUGACCAGCUUCUGCUGCUUCAAGUACAUGAGCUUGUACUCGGCCAUUCAGUUCACGUCCGUCAGCUUCCUCUACGCGUCGGCAUCAAACCUCGGAGAUUUCCAAUUCCUCUUCAUCGAUCUUGCGUUAAUCUUGCCACUAGCAAUAUUUAUGGGUUGGACUGGUGCAUAUCCCGUUCUGAGCAAGAAACGCCCGACCGCAAGCCUCGUAUCCCGAAAGGUCUUGACGCCGUUGCUGGGCCAGAUCUUGCUUUCGGUUCUUGUUCAACUGGUCGCGUUCGAGACGGUUCAACAACAACCAUGGUACAUACCACCGCGACUGGACAAAGAAAAGUCCAAUGUCGACAACUCUCAAAACACCGCCUUGUUUUUGGUAUCGUGCUUCCAGUAUAUACUUUCCAGUGUCGUCCUCAGUGUUGGCCCCCCAUUCCGACAGUCUCUGGCGACGAAUGUGCCUUUUUGCGUCACGAUUGUGGCGGCACUCCUGAUUUCUCUAUACAUGCUUCUAGACCCGGCCAAGUGGUUGGCGGAUUUCAUGGAUCUGACGGAGAUGACGGCGGACUAUGAAGUUUUCUUGCUGGUGUUGGCUGUGGCAGGGUUUGCCGUUGCCUACCUAGCGGAGCAAUACUUCUUUCCCCUGCUGGCGAAAUACAUUGGGCGACUCAAGUCGAGGCUGAGACCUGGACACCCCAAAAAGAGAAAGCAGUACAAGCUCAUCGCCGAGGACAUUCAGAUAAGCACAUAA